AUCUUGCUGGUUUGCGGCCGGACUUAGCUGUGGCGCUGGCGGUAUUGAGGGCGUGGGGAAGGGUGGGGUGAGGGGGCGAGGCCGCGACUAGGGCGGCGAAACUCUCCUCCCCGCGGCCCUAGCGCGUGGGACGGCGUGAACGUGGUGUCGGAGGGAUGUCCGCUUUCUCUGAGGCGGCGCUGGAGAAGAAGCUGUCGGAGUUGAGCAACUCGCAGCAGAGCGUGCAGACCUUGUCUCUGUGGCUCAUCCACCACCGCAAACACUCGCGGCCCAUCGUCACCGUGUGGGAGCGGGAACUGCGUAAAGCCAAACCAAACAGGAAGCUUACUUUUCUGUACCUAGCCAAUGAUGUCAUUCAGAACAGCAAAAGGAAGGGGCCGGAGUUUACAAAAGAUUUUGCACCAGUUAUAGUGGAGGCUUUUAAGCAUGUUUCAAGUGAAACUGAUGAAAGUUGUAAGAAGCACCUUGGAAGAGUUUUGUCUAUUUGGGAAGAAAGGUCUGUGUAUGAAAAUGAUGUGUUAGAACAACUUAAGCAAGCUCUGUAUGGGGAUAAGAAACCUAGGAAGCGAACUUAUGAACAGAUAAAGGUGGAUGAAAAUGAAAACUGUUCCUCCCUGGGAUCUCCAAGUGAACCACCACAGACUCUAGAUCUCGUCAGAGCAUUACAAGAUUUAGAAAAUGCAGCUUCAGGUGAUGCAGCUGUUCAUCAGAGGAUAGCCUCUCUGCCUGUUGAAGUGCAAGAAGUCUCCCUACUAGAUAAAAUAACAGAUAAAGAAUCUGGAGAAAGGCUUUCUAAAAUGGUAGAGGAUGCUUGUAUGUUGCUGGCAGAUUACAAUGGCAGAUUGGCCGCAGAAAUAGAUGAUAGGAAACAACUCACUCGAAUGUUAUCAGAUUUUCUUCGUUGUCAAAAGGAAGCGCUUGCAGAGAAAGAACAUAAAUUGGAAGAAUACAAGCGCAAGUUAGCUAGAGUUUCCCUGGUGCGCAAAGAACUCAGGUCCCGGAUUCAGAGCCUGCCAGACUUAUCUCGAUUGCCCAAUGUCACUGGAAGCCACAUGCAUCUGCCUUUUGCAGGAGACAUCUACAGUGAAGAUUGAUAACUAGUCUCUUCUCAGAGCUCCAGGACUUUGCAAGAAAUGGAGACAGGUUAGGUGGCUAGUCCUGUAGCAUUAUUUUUGUAUAUUGUUAAGAGGGUGACACUAACAAAAGAAAUGAGUAAUUUAUAAAAUUGUUUAAGAUAUUGGUUUGUUUACUAUUUUAUUGGUAAAGUAACAUAACUUAGUUUAAACAACAUGAUGAUCUCUGUGUAUUAAUAUGCUCUAAAUAGUGAUUAUUUUCAGAAGCUCUUUUUGUAAAUUUUUUUGAUCCAGGGCCUUGUGAGAAAUUCCUUAUUUCUAUUUCUUCAUGUAUUUUCAAAUGUUUUUCUUUAAUUUCUUCAGUAUCUAAUCACUGUAUACUAUCUAAUUUCUACAGUAGAAAAAUUAAUCAGGAACUGGUUGAGAUUUUAUUAUGGUAUAGUAAAGACUUGAUUCUAGAAGGGAGUAAAUGUUCUAACAUAAACUUCACCCUUCUCCUUAACCAAAAUAACAGUUAGGUGCCUCUCAAUGCCUUUUAUUCUUUCAUCUCUAGAGGUCACUAACUGAAAAUUAAACAUGGAUGUCACUUUGAGGGUCAGAUCAAAACCAAGAGAAGCUUUUCUACAAUAGGGAUGCCAUUGCGACCACUAGUGUAGAAAAAUUAGAGUGUUACAUGGGGACGCUUUUGAUUGAACUAUUUAGAAUUAUUUGAGUAGCAUUAAUAUGAAAAUGCUUUGGAAAUGUAGUAAGUUUUGACACCCUACCAAAGGACACCUUUGAUUUUGGAACUGAUACCUAUUUGUCACAUCAGCCUCCUUUUAACAUAAUCAAUUCUUUUAACAUAAAGCCAUCUGUGGGGUUAAAAGAAACAAAAAAUAAUGAUCUUUUUAUUAUUCCUUUAGCCACAUAGCUUAAAAACAAUAGUAUUUUUAGCUGUGCUAGCUCAAGAACACAGUAGCAUUCAGUAAAGGAGCCUGGGACAUUUUGAAUGUUUCCACAAGGUUUUUGAAUGACUAUAAAUGUGGGAAUUAAGCAGUGCUGCACUACAGAACAGCUCUGGUAAACUUUAUAUUUGUAUAGUCAGAAUUACCAAAACAAAUGUACUUCUACCCUUAUUUUUAACCCUGUAUGUUAGACACUUGCAUGCUCUCAUGCUUACUUUUUAAGACACACUGUUAAGCUGUGGGUUUAUAUCUGAUAAUGAUUCAGCAUAGUCUUUUCAGUUACAACUUUACAUAUUACACAUUUUCAUUUGUGUUGUCAGCAGAUUCAAGUUAGGAUAGUCAAUAAAACUCCUUUUCAAUCCCACAA
Chrysochloris asiatica (Cape golden mole) is the source of this 2384-nucleotide messenger RNA. RefSeq names its product regulation of nuclear pre-mRNA domain containing 1A (gene RPRD1A). The record is from RefSeq and is a predicted model, not a curated record. The transcript has 7 exons. Gene Ontology annotation, molecular function: RNA polymerase II C-terminal domain binding. Lineage: Eukaryota; Metazoa; Chordata; Mammalia; Afrosoricida; Chrysochloridae. Gene Ontology annotation, biological process: mRNA 3'-end processing. Bases 156 to 1094 code for a protein of 312 amino acids. Gene Ontology annotation, cellular component: RNA polymerase II, holoenzyme.